This is a messenger RNA of Chenopodium quinoa (quinoa), 510 nucleotides long. Its product is annotated as ribosomal RNA small subunit methyltransferase NEP1-like. The transcript has 5 exons. NCBI's taxonomy places the organism in Eukaryota, Viridiplantae, Streptophyta, Magnoliopsida, Caryophyllales, Amaranthaceae. Gene Ontology annotation, molecular function: rRNA (pseudouridine) methyltransferase activity; rRNA binding. Gene Ontology annotation, cellular component: small-subunit processome; nucleolus. The coding region runs from base 1 to 510 and encodes 169 amino acids. Gene Ontology annotation, biological process: rRNA base methylation. The record is from RefSeq and is a predicted model, not a curated record.
AUGGCAUUGGUAUUGUUUGAAUUCCAGGUCCUUUGUGAAAUUUUAGAUAGUCCGCUAAAUCAAGCUGGCCUGGUUGGAGCUGUGUACAUGAAAGCUGAUUCUGGUAUUAACAUCGAAGUCAAGCCACUGCAAACGGUUUUGUGGUAUUUUGGACCUAUUGCAAUUUAUGUAGUUGAGCUAUUCGAGAAGUCCUGCAUUCGAUCAAAAGAUUCAGGAGAAGUACUUCAAGUCCUUAAAAAACCUGUGGAGCAGCAUAUACCUGAAAAUGCUCAAAUAAUUGGGCUAUCUUAUAGUUCAGAAAAGGUGGUUGACAUAGAAGAUUAUAGUUCUGCUACUAAAGAUGAUUCUGACCUUGUUUUUAUGGUGGGUACAAUGGAGCUUGGUAAAGUUAGCAAGGACUACACAACUGACUAUAUUUCAGAUAAAAGAGCUCAAUAUUGGUGCUUGAAUUCAGCACUUUUUCCUUUUGUGGUUGUUUCUACCAGUUGUAAGAGUUUCUUUUGCAGCUGA